Messenger RNA from Gossypium raimondii (Peruvian cotton), 456 nucleotides. Its product is annotated as glycerol-3-phosphate acyltransferase, chloroplastic-like. Lineage: Eukaryota; Viridiplantae; Streptophyta; Magnoliopsida; Malvales; Malvaceae. Gene Ontology annotation, biological process: glycerophospholipid metabolic process. Bases 1 to 456 code for a protein of 151 amino acids. The transcript has 4 exons. The record is from RefSeq and is a predicted model, not a curated record. Gene Ontology annotation, molecular function: glycerol-3-phosphate O-acyltransferase activity.
AUGAAUAAUAUGCCUGACUUGGCAUUUAUAAAACUCACAUGCUUGAAAGAUAGAACAGAAAUUGCUGUUAGAAUUGGAUUGUCAGCUUUAAGUGUCUAUGACAUAAAUUCAUAUGUUGGCAAUCUUUCUCUUUUCUAUGAAAUAGAGGAGAAGCUUAAGCAGGGUCACAACGUUGUACUUAUAUCAAACCAUCAUACUGAAGCUGACCCAAUCAUCAUCUCAUUGUUGCUUGAGAAAGCAAAUUCGCACAUUGCCGAGAACAUGCUAUAUUCCCUUUGUGAGAAAACAAUCGUAAGCAUUUCUGCUGGUAAGUACUGGGCUGCUACUGCUACUGCUACAUGUGGGAUGGCAAGAAAAGUAUGGAAAAACCACAUUUUGCAACUCGGUUACACCGAGUUAAGGGAAAAAAGAUCCCUUAAAGAGUUGAUUUUGAGAGUUGGUCAUGAGAGAAUGUAA